Molecule: messenger RNA, 1296 nt
Organism: Ipomoea triloba (trilobed morning glory)
Lineage: Eukaryota; Viridiplantae; Streptophyta; Magnoliopsida; Solanales; Convolvulaceae
Product: probable serine/threonine-protein kinase At1g01540
Exons: 6
Coding region: 1-1296 (431 amino acids)
Biological process (GO): protein phosphorylation
Molecular function (GO): protein kinase activity; ATP binding
Source: RefSeq, a predicted model, not a curated record
AUGAUGUUUUUCUCGGCAUCGUCCAUUAGCCACAAGCUCAGGGAGCCAACUUCAUUCUUUGGCACAAAACUAUGGGUUGCAAUUCUGAUUUGGAUGGCUUUUGUCACAGCAUUUUCUCUGCUCAUCAUCACUCUUUGGAUCACUUGUUCGAGACGCCGAAAGGCCCUGCCAUCAAAGCAGCCUGGCUGCCUUUGCUCUUACAGUGGCCCUUCAAUGGAUAGAAGGCUGCUUUCGCGGAAUGGGAAGGAGAACGAGCUCGAUUUGGUGAGUCUAGAGAAGCUGCAGGCAAUAGAUUCUGCUCAUUCAUCGAACCUUCGGGGGGCGAGUGAAAAGAUGAUGAUGAUGAUGAGAAAUUGUGUGGAGGAUAAAGAGGGUUGGCCUAGCCACAGGUACACCUUGGAUGAAAUGGAAGCUGCAACAAAUGGCUUUGAUCCCAGGAAUGUGAUCAGCUGUGGAGAUCAUGCCAUUGUUUAUCAUGGUGUGUUGUUGAAUAACAUUCGAGUCGCUGUGAAAAGAUUGCUGAGUAACAGGGGUAAAGCUGAGGACUUUAUGAGACAGGUAGAGGCAGUUUGGUGUAUCAGACACAGAAACUUGGUGAAAUUGCUAGGCUUCUGUGUGGAAGGAACCUACAGGGUGCUUGUGUAUGAAUAUGCAGACAAUGGUACUCUAAAGCAUUGGCUUCAUGAAUGCACAUGGGAACUUAGCCCAUUAACAUGGAACAUCCGGAUGAAUAUUAUUCUAGGCGUCGCAAAAGGUUUAGCAUUCCUUCAUGAGGAUACAGAGCCUGCAGUGGUGCACCAGAACUUAACAUCAAGCAAAAUACUACUUGACAAGCAAUGGAAUCCCAAGGUAUUAGAUUUUGGCAUAACCAAGCUCUUAGAUUCUGAGUGGAGUCCCACCAUGUCAUCUCAUGUUCUCGUUUUAGACGAGAAGAGCGAUGUGUAUAGCUUCGGCAUACUUAUCAUGGAGAUCAUAUCUGGAAAGGCUCUUAUAUUCGACACUGCUACAGAAACCGAGGAAUGCUUGAUUGAUUGGAUAAAAAGCAUGGUUGAGAAGCAUAAAUAUGAUCAGCUGGUGGACCCCAGGCUGCCGGAAAUGCCGUCGCCGGUGGAAUUCAAGCGCAUUAUACUCAUCGCUCUCCGGUGUGUUGAUCCAGAUGCCGGCGACAGGCCCAAGAUGGGGGAAGUGAUCCACAUGCUAGAGCCUCGUGACUUGCUUCUCAGUGAUGAACGUGUUAUUAAGAAGCAGACCUCUCGUCGCAGUUCUGUGAAAGAAGACGAUCUGCUGCCUCGUUAG